This is a messenger RNA of Microsporum canis CBS 113480, 2037 nucleotides long. Its product is annotated as pre-mRNA-splicing factor clf1. The transcript has 2 exons. Gene Ontology annotation, molecular function: protein binding. Lineage: Eukaryota; Fungi; Ascomycota; Eurotiomycetes; Onygenales; Arthrodermataceae. Gene Ontology annotation, cellular component: U2-type catalytic step 2 spliceosome; Prp19 complex; precatalytic spliceosome. The coding region runs from base 1 to 2037 and encodes 678 amino acids. Gene Ontology annotation, biological process: spliceosomal complex assembly; mRNA splicing, via spliceosome. The record is from RefSeq and is a predicted model, not a curated record.
AUGGAUUCCUCCCGUGGCCCUCCAAGGGUCAAGAACAAGGCCGCCGCGCCCCAGCAGAUCUCUGCUGAACAGCUCCUUCGCGAAGCCGUUGACCGUCAGGAGCCCUCAUUGCAAGCCCCAACACAACGGUUUGCAGAUCUUGAAGAGCUCCAUGAGUACCAGGGCCGCAAACGCAAGGAAUUCGAAGACUAUGUUCGCCGCAACCGGAUUAACAUGAACAACUGGAUGAAGUACGCUCAAUGGGAGCUGGAGCAGAAGGAAUUUCGCCGUGCAAGGUCGAUAUUCGAGCGUGCGCUGGACGUUGACUCUACAUCGGUCGUGCUUUGGAUACGGUAUACAGAGGCGGAGAUGAAGAAUCGCAAUAUCAACCAUGCCAGGAACUUGUUUGACCGGGCCGUCACCAUUUUGCCGCGCGUGGAUAAGCUGUGGUAUAAAUACGUGUACAUGGAGGAGAUGCUGGGGAAUAUCGCGGGUACUCGACAGGUGUUUGAGCGGUGGAUGUCAUGGGAGCCAGAUGAGGGGGCUUGGAAUGCCUACAUUAAGCUGGAAAAACGGUACAACGAGUUGGACCGUGCAAGGGCGAUCUUCCAGCGGUUCAUUACCGUUCACCCGGAGACGAAGAACUGGAUAAAAUGGGCGCGGUUUGAAGAAGAGAAUUCCACUAGUGACAUGGUCAGAGAGGUCUAUGGGACUGCGGUCGAGACGCUCGGGACAGACUUUAUGGAUGAAAGGCUCUUCAUAGCCUAUGCGCGGUACGAGACCAAGUUGAAAGAGUACGAACGUGCCAGGGCUAUCUACAAAUUCGCUCUCGACAGACUACCCCGGUCAAAGUCUGCCGCCCUGCAGAGCGCUUACACCGUGUUUGAGAAACAGUUUGGUGACCGUGUCGGCGUCGAGGACGUGAUCCUAUCUAAGCGGAGGGUCCAGUAUGAGGAACAGAUCAAAGAGAACCCAAAGAACUAUGAUCUGUGGUUUGACCUAACCCGUCUGGAAGAGACGUCCGGUGACGUGGACCGUAUUCGAGAGACGUACGAACGAGCGAUUGCUCAGAUCCCACCGUCGCAGGAGAAACGGCACUGGCGACGCUACAUCUACCUCUGGAUAUUCUACGCCGUGUGGGAGGAGAUGGAGAACCAAGAUAUCGAGCGCGCACGGCAGAUAUACACAGAAUGCCUAAAGCUCAUCCCACACAAGAAGUUUACUUUUGCCAAGAUCUGGCUAAUGAAAGCUCAGUUUGAGAUAAGGCAGCUUGACCUGGUGCUGGCCCGGAAGACGCUGGGACAGGCCAUCGGGAUGUGCCCCAAGGACAAACUAUUCCGGGGUUACAUUGACAUUGAGCGUAAACUUUUUGAAUUUUCACGGUGCCGGACCCUAUUCGAGAAACAAAUUGAGUGGAAUCCAUCGCAGAGUGAAUCAUGGAUCAAGUUUGCAGAGCUAGAAAGGGGUCUCGAUGAUGUGGAGCGUGCCAGAGCUAUUUAUGAACUCGGUAUCAACCAGACGGCACUUGACAUGCCGGAGCUGCUGUGGAAAGCCUACAUCGAUUUUGAGGAGUACGAGGAAGAGUACGACCGCACCAGGAGCCUGUACGAGCGACUGCUGAAGAAGACAGACCACGUGAAGGUCUGGAUCAACUAUGCACGAUUCGAGAUCAAUGUACCUGAGGGCGACGAGGAAGAGGAUGAGAACGAAGAGCGGCCGGUGUCUGAAGAAGCGAAGAGCCGAGCUAGGAAGGUCUUCGAGCGGGCGAAUCGUGUGAUGAAGGAUAAGGACAUGAGAGAAGAGCGCGUUGCGCUUCUCAAUGCAUGGAAGUCGUUUGAGCACACGCAUGGAUCCCCGGACGACAUCAGCAGGAUAGAGAAACAGAUGCCCAGGAAGGUAAAGAAGAAGCGCAAGGUAGACGACGACAGGUUCGAGGAGUACAUCGACUACAUCUUCCCUGCAGACGACGAGUCGACCGCCAUGAUAUCGAACCUGUUGUCAACAGCACGGCGAUGGAAAGAGCAGCAGCAGCAGCAAACCCGGGAAGCCCAGAGUUAG